AUGCAUACUGUCGACGACACCCUUGAAGGCACGGAGUUCCUUACGCUUACGGACCAGCCUGAUGCUGUGCCUGGCCCGAGCCCGCCGUUGUACCGCGUUGGCGGCGUACUCGGAGUCAUGCUCAAGGCCCAGCAGCUCGUUUCGAGCUUGGCUCGCCGCGUGGCCCGGCGCAAGGGCACCGAAGUGCACGUAGAGGAGCGCCGGAUUUGGUGCCGGAUCUCCAUCGAAAUUUGGAGGCGAGCGGUGCGAAUGAUCCGGCGCUGCCUGCCCAGCCACGCCCAGGAGGUCGCUGAUGAGGACGAUGCCUAUCACGACCCAGACGUGGAAUUCAGGCGCGGGCACCCUGGCAGCGUCGUCACCUGCGGGGUCGGCGUCCGCAGCCGCGCCCUCGGGUUAACCGAGGGCGCCGCCUCGGAGAAGCCGCGGCGCCACUGCAGCUUGUGCCGGUUGAUCGAGAAGUCCAACAAGGCGGCGGCGGACGCCCUGUCCGCGGCGCAGGUCGCCAUCUGGACGGAGGUGAUCGCGGUGAUAGGCACCUUGGCGGGCAUCCUCACCUCCUGGGUCGGCUACAACAUGGACGAGUCGCGGCUGCCGCAGGGCAUGCGGGUGCCGAAGGUCGACACCGAGCUCCCGGGCGAAUUGCUGCGGACCCCCGGCGGCGGCGCGGCGCAGGCGGUUGGCGCAACGGCGGCUGGCGCCGUGGCGGCGGCGUCUUGGAACGGUGGUUUUGGCGCCGCCGUGCAGGAGUCUCAGGCCAGUGCCCCUCCGGCGCAGCCCGUGCGGUGGCCCUCGGAGACCGCCACGGACGCCGCCCCGGGAGCGCCGGGCGCCGCUGGGAGGUCCGCCGCGGGCGCGCAGCCGAGCCAGCGCGGCCAGCGGGGCAGCGGGCCGCGCGCGGCAGCCGCUACGGCCAAGGCCGCCCCGCAGCCGCCUGAGUUCUCCGGCGCGGAGGGCGCGGGAGCCGUGCGGGCGCCCGACUCCGCCGCUGGCGCUCCCGCCGCUGCCGCGGCGGGACCACAAGGUGCAGGCCAAGUAGCACAUCCCAACUCGGCGUCUGAGGCGCGCCACGGAUUACCAAAUGCACGCCUGGCAUUCUUACCAUAG
Messenger RNA from Prorocentrum cordatum, 1104 nucleotides. Lineage: Eukaryota; Dinophyceae; Prorocentrales; Prorocentraceae. The record is from the annotation of a GenBank genome assembly.